AUGGCGAUGGUGGAGGAUUUCCUACGACAUAAGGCUAUAGAGUUCACAAGUAGAGCCACUCCGGAUGAAGCUGAUGCCUGGCUUCGCAAGUGCGAAAAGAUUUUUGGAGUGAUGAAUUGUGCGGAUGAACAUAAGCUGGCCUUUGUUGUGUACCUAUUGAACAAUGAUGUUGAAUAUUGGUGGGCAGGCACACAACAGCAGAUGCAGACUAGGGAUGAGCUAGUGAAUUGGGCCAACUUCAGGACUCGUUUCCUGGAGAAAUACUUCCUAGAUACAGCUAAGCAGGAUAGGGAGGCUGAGUUCUUGGCCUUGCAACAGGGAGUUAUGUAUGUGCAAGAGUUUGUUAACAAAUUCGAGCAUCUGGCAAGGUACUAUUCUCAAGCGAUCACUGAAGAGUGGAGGUGCCUUAAGUUUAAGCAGGGACUCAAGCAUGAACUGAAGAAGGUUAUCACACCUUUGAGAGAAAGAAGAUUUCCAGUCUUGGUGGAACAAGCCAAGAGUGCAAAGUCUCUAGAAAGAGGACCAAAUCCAGUAAGUCGACAUCACAAGAAUGUCGCAGAGGCUAUGCAGAUGAAGAAGCCUUACAACCGACCACAAACAUCUCUGGGUCCCACUUGCUACCAGUGUGACGAACCCCAUCUAAAGAGAAAUUGUCGUCAGCUAACAGGUGGUGUAGGAGGGUCAGGUGACCAUCGCAAGUGUUUCAUAUGCGACAAAUUGGGCCACUUCGCCAAUAAUUAUCCAAAAAAGAAGAGUCUGGACAUGAAGAAACCAACAACAUCACCAAUAGAAAGAGCUAGAGCGGCUGGUAGGGUUUUUUCCAUGACUUCCAUAGAGGCUACUCAAGCAGGUAAUCGUACUCUCGAGCCUUGUCUAUUACUUGGUCAAUCAGUAUUAGUGUUGUUUGACUCUAGAGCAACACAUUCUUUCAUCUCUAAUGCAUGUGUGGGGAGAUUAAAACUGGAGAAACGUGAUUUGGGGUGUGAGUUGCUUGUUUUGACUCCUUCCUUGGGUCAGGUAGCUACCAGUUCAGCCUGCGUCGGGUGUUCAAUGGUAGUGGCAGUUCACAGAUUCAAGGUGAACUUGCCCUUGGAAGGUCUAGAUGUGAUAUUGGGGAUGGACUGGUUGUCUAACAAUCACAUCAUAAUUGAUUGUGGACGGCGCAGUUUGGUGUUCCCAAAACAUGAAGGGCUGGAGUUGAUCUUAACUCGAGAUGCUGUGAAAGCAUUGCAAGAAGGGGCCACUUGUUUUAUGGUGAUGGCUAAACCAGAAAAGAAAAGCACAACGGUGUUGGUGCAAAAUAUUCCAAUUGUUAGUGAGUACGCAGAUGUGAUUUCGGAAGAAGUACCAGGAUUGCCACCGAGUCGAGACAUUGACUUCACCAUUGACAUAAUUCCUGGUGCGGGUCUAGUGUCCAUGACUCCAUACUGA
Messenger RNA from Vigna unguiculata (cowpea), 1431 nucleotides. RefSeq lists its product as uncharacterized. Gene Ontology annotation, molecular function: zinc ion binding; nucleic acid binding. NCBI's taxonomy places the organism in Eukaryota, Viridiplantae, Streptophyta, Magnoliopsida, Fabales, Fabaceae. The record is from RefSeq and is a predicted model, not a curated record.